GCACGGGAAAAUUUGAAAAUUCAAUUGCCACUUCCUGCUUCCCUCCCAAAGCGCAUGUUCCACUUCUCUUCCUUCCUUCCAUCUCAAAGCAAGUUCUGUUCACUCCAUUGGUUGUUCCAUUUCUCUUCCGUUCCGCAGAUGGCAACGCGCCGCACAACCAACACUUACGAAGAGGCUAGAAAACUGAGACUUGAAGAAAAUAAAAAGAGAUUUGAGGACUUGGGAAUUUUAAGGAUUUCAAAAAAUUUGACCGAGAUCACAAGGUCUGGAAAGAAGACACAGCAUCAUGUUUCUAAACCGAAAUCAAAGAAGACAAAUCCUGAAGUGGAACUUAGACGAUCUUCACGUGUUCGGAACCCAGUUCCUUCGUACACGGAAGAUGUGAACGUACAUCUUCCAGCUUCGCGGAAGAGGUCAAGAUCAAAUUCUUCAACAUGGGGAAGUUACAAUGUGAGACCUUUAGAUGAAAUCAAAGAAGCUUCAGAAGAGGAAAGACGUUGUGCUCUGGAGGCUGCAGAAGAACUCCAAACCGAUUUGAACUCUUCAAAUCCUUGUUUUAUCAAGUCAAUGGUUCGGUCUCAUGUUUAUAGCUGCUUUUGGUUGGGCCUUCCUUCCAAGUUUUGUGAGGAACAUCUUCCAAAAACUGUACAUAACAUGGUUUUAGAAGAUGAAAAGGGCUCAGAAUACCAGGCUGUUUACAUAGGCAACAGAGCUGGAUUAAGCGGUGGCUGGAGAGCAUUUGCGUUGGAUCAUAAACUGGAUGAUGGAGAUGCCCUUGUUUUUGAAUUGGUUGAAGCUUCGAGAUUUAAGAUUUAUAUUGUUAGAGCAUUUCCAGAUCUAGUUGAAGAGAAGGGAAAUGAUGUUUUAGUUGAAGAAGGAAAUACGCAUGCAACCAAAGUACCAAAAGCUAAAUGUAACCUUAAGUCAGAUAAGACUAAAAAGCCAAGACAAGCAGCAGCAUAUGAAACUAAUGAAUCAGAGAGUUCUCAAGAGCAUAUUGACAAAGAAGUCAACCCACAAGGUGUAAAUCCAACCAAGCAAACUAAAAUCUCGAAGAGAAAAACACAAAAGAAAUCUAUGCCUCUAGCUACUGCAGAUUUGAAAGGGGAAGUGCAAAUGAAAACUGAGAAACCAAGAGUGUCUCUAGAGCUGUCAAACAAGACAAUGAAGUCAAGGGGUAUCAAUGAAAUUGACGAUUCAGGCGAGUUAGAAAAGAAAAGUUUUGUUCAUGAUGCUGAUGACAAGUUAGAAAAGGUUGAAGAAGCAAGCAAAUGUGUGACACGGAAUGCUAGAAAAAAGCCAGCACCAAAGUAUUUCAGAAAGAAAGCAUGAUGUUGGAGCUAAUGACUUAUAAAAAAUUGAUAUAAAAAGCGGAUAUGCAUGGAGUGUAUCAUUAACACUUCUAUUGUAUGUUUGUAUUUUUCUCCUGUUAGAUUGCAAUCUUGACCCUUCCAUUUAUGAAUACUGCAAGAUGAUGGAA
This is a messenger RNA of Vigna unguiculata (cowpea), 1480 nucleotides long. RefSeq names its product B3 domain-containing protein Os05g0481400-like. Gene Ontology annotation, molecular function: DNA binding. The record is from RefSeq and is a predicted model, not a curated record. NCBI's taxonomy places the organism in Eukaryota, Viridiplantae, Streptophyta, Magnoliopsida, Fabales, Fabaceae.